Molecule: messenger RNA, 1908 nt
Organism: Zasmidium cellare ATCC 36951
Lineage: Eukaryota; Fungi; Ascomycota; Dothideomycetes; Mycosphaerellales; Mycosphaerellaceae
Exons: 3
Coding region: 1-1908 (635 amino acids)
Biological process (GO): transmembrane transport
Molecular function (GO): transmembrane transporter activity
Source: RefSeq, a predicted model, not a curated record
AUGCAGUCUUUUCUACAGUACAAGAGAUUCCGAGCCACGGUCGAGGCACAAUUAGAACGGGACCAGGCCAGGGCAGAAGCUUUCAGAACACAACCUCGACAGAAGCCUAAAAGGCGUCUCUCGAAAGCCUCCAUAUCGUCAGACGAGAGCAAACAGGAUCUCGAGAAAGGCGUCGAACAUGGCGACUUCGCAACCCAGAACCAGUUGCGUCCACUUCCCACGGAUCUGAAUGCCUCUUCGGAAAAAGAGCAAAAAGAAGAGAUGGCCGCUGAGAACGGACGAUUCGAGGAGCCAGCGGAGGAGACCCCGAAAGUUGAAGAUGGAGACGACAGUGGCGAUGAGGAUGUCAACGACUUGAGUGCCAACAGGACGAUUUCCAGAACUACGACGCAGAUGAGUGCCGGAAAUGCCUUAGGGACGAUUUUGACUGGUGUUGAAGUACGGAGACGGACGACCAAGGAGGGUGGGGAUGGCAAUGUGUUUGUCGUCAAUUAUGAGGGACCGCAUGAUCCGAAUGAUCCUCAUAACUGGCCAAGAGCGAAACGACUGUUCUGCACAUUCUUAAUCGCAGCAAUCGCCCUGGUCGUGGGUAUGGCCAGCUCCAUCGACAGCGUUGCACUUCCACAAGCCUCGAAAGAGUUUGGAGUUUCAGAAGUUGUCGAAAGCAUGACCACUGGUCUGUUCUUGAUCGGAUUCGGAUGUGGUGCCCUCUUCGCUGGUCCCUUCAGUGAGACGGUCGGUCGAAAUCCAGUUUACAUCGUGACGAUGAUCAUCUACAUGUGCUUCAUCUUAGGAGCUGGACUGUCUCCCAACAUCGGCGCUCAGCUGGCGUUCCGAUUCCUUGCUGGCUUCUUCGGAUCGACGCCGUUGGUCUGCGCAGGUGGUAGCAUUAGCGAUUUGUGGAGCCCACUGGAGCGCGUCUACGCCUUUCCCAUGUUUGCCAACGCAGGCUUCCUGGGUCCAUGUCUCGGGCCCAUCAUAGGUGGCUACAUAGCGCAAUCGCAUCAGCUGAGCUGGCGCUGGACAGAGUGGAUCACCCUGAUCUUCUCCGGUUUGAUUCUAGGAGUCGUGGUCCUGUUCCUCCCAGAGACCUACCCACAGACCCUGCUCAAAUGGAAAGCAGAGCAUCUUCGAGCCAUCACACAGGACCAGAGAUACCGCGCAUACAUCGAGAUUCGCGAGGAGACUCUCCUCCAUCGUCUGACGCACUCUCUAUACCGCCCCUUCAUCCUGACAGCUCGGGAACCGAUCAUUAUGAUCUUUGCGCUCUACCUCACGGUCAUCUACAUCAUCCUCUUUACUUUCCUGGACGGAUACACCUAUGUCUUUCAGGAUACGUAUGGCAUCUCGCAGGGCCUGACGGGUAUCUGCUUCGUGGGUAUCAUCGUUGGUCUAUGCUGCGCUUCAGCCAUUGUACCCUUGAUCUACUCCUGGGCGAAGCGUGAUCUCAAGAAGAUUGAGGAGCAAGGUGGUACCCGACUGCCUCCAGAGUUCAGGCUGUGGUAUUCCAUGCUCGGUGGCGCAUUUGCAGUCCCCAUCAGUCUGUUUUGGAUGGGUUGGACUGCAUAUCCUCACAUCUCCAUUUGGUCGCCACUCCUAGCAUCCGUGCUCUUCGGCUACGGCAUCCUCUGCAUUUUCAUCACCAGCUACCAGUACAUCAUCGACUCCUACGAGAUCUACGCCGCCAGCGCCCUCUCCUCCAUCACCUUGAUCCGAUACAUCGCAGCAGGCGGCAUGACCAUCGUCGGCAUUCCGUUCUACGAGAACAUGGGCGUUCACUAUACCCUUACCAUUCUGGCGUGUUUGAGCAUUCCGCUUGUGCCGGCGCCGUAUAUUCUGUAUAAGUAUGGGCCAUGGAUUAGGAGUAAGAGCAAGUAUGCUGUUAAUGAUACGACGGGGAGGAGGUAA